AUGUCCGGGUUUCGAGGCACACGCAACAGCAAACCUAAGGGCAGCUUCACAAGCAACACUUGGCACUGCGACUGCGCCCCGCCGUUGCCAGCAGACCAUUUCAAAGUUAGGAAAGAGGGAAAGAACAAGGGUCGCUGGUUCUACACGUGCCAAAAGCAACAGGAAGAGCGCUGCGGUUUCUUCCUUUGGGAAGAAGAAGCCAAACCGCGGAUGGAUGCAGCGAUCGUAGCAGCUUCCCCGAACGAGCCUCAUUCUUCUCGAUAUGUGGCGGCUUCGAACCAUGACCCAAAUCAAUCAGGGUUGCCAGGGCCAGCAUAUCCUCCAGGCUCUGUGAAUCCUGGCAAGCGUAGGCUGCAGACCGAAGUCGAUGGCGACUGGCCCACGGACGCGGAUCUUGAAGCUGAACUCAGUAAGGUAGAUGAUUAUGGCAAUACCUCCAUGGUCCCUCCGCCUCCUGUUCCGUCAGUUACUCCAAGGAAAGCGAUCAAGACGGACGCAUGUUCGACGCCAAGUAGCAAAGCGUUAAUGACCCCGGUCUCGCGCCACACACAUGGACGCAUGACGGACGCUGAGCCCUCGGCCGAGUCACCUACACCGUCCCGAUAUAAAAAUACUCCCACAAGCGGACGGGGGGAAGAGAGAUCCGCUGUCCGUGAGGUCAUGCGCCUACUUUCAGAGCGAAACAUUGACAUCGACUCGAGUAGCAGAGACGGGCUCCAUGAGGUUUUGAGAGAAAUUGAUCUGCGCGUCGAAGGCAUUUCGAGGGGCCGCGAUAUAUCCAGGCUGGCCGUCAAGGAGCGAAACGCCAAGAUAAGUGAGCUGCAGGCAAGAAUCCUCUCGCUGGAGGCCGAGCUGGAGACCCAAAGGGCCGUCAUCAGCAACCUCAACUGGCAGAAAGAGACCGGACAGUUUGACUGA
Messenger RNA from Aplosporella prunicola CBS 121167, 918 nucleotides. RefSeq lists its product as uncharacterized. The record is from RefSeq and is a predicted model, not a curated record. The transcript has a single exon. Gene Ontology annotation, molecular function: zinc ion binding. NCBI's taxonomy places the organism in Eukaryota, Fungi, Ascomycota, Dothideomycetes, Botryosphaeriales, Aplosporellaceae. Bases 1 to 918 code for a protein of 305 amino acids.